This is a messenger RNA of Closterium sp. NIES-67, 2635 nucleotides long. The record is from the annotation of a GenBank genome assembly. NCBI's taxonomy places the organism in Eukaryota, Viridiplantae, Streptophyta, Zygnematophyceae, Desmidiales, Closteriaceae.
ACAAUUAGUUUCGUCUCUUCUCUCCUCCAAUCUCCUCUCCACCAUUCCUUAGAAACAGAUGCGAAUGUCGUCAUAGUCAGUCAUGUCCUGACAGUCCCCGAGUAUCGCAUAGCGACUGCGAUCAGGACACCCCAAACUCGCUCGCCAUCAGUCGUGACUCGCUCUGUUGGGCAUAGCCAUCUGUCGCCCAAGUAGAGUCACGAAACAAUCGCCGUACAGCCGAAGCAUCCCGCUACUAAGUGCUCUACGUGCACUCACAAGCAGCCGAACACGUUAUCCUCCACUUCCCACCCUUAGUCAUUUUCCUCUCCGUACAUCGUUCUGGUAGUAGCAGGGUCGAGGCGCAAUGCGGUGGCUCGUGCUUCUCUGCGUAGUGAGUCUUUUCCUCGUAGCUCGACCGGCAGAUGGGUUCGCUCCUCUUACCGAAUAUCGAGGCCUCUUUUGGCGGUUCCUGGACGCGAUACAAGACGGGCAACAGUCCCGAUACGGUGCAAGCAUGUACAGUAGUGGAAAUGGCGUCGACCCCGCUGCGUCAUCCCCUUUUGGCAUGAGAACCGUACGAGAUAGCAAUUCAACAGGUGCUUUAAGAUCAGCUUUCGCCACAGCGACGAGCUAUCUGAACGAUCACCUGAGCAGACGGAAAACGCAGGACGAUUCGUUCACUCCGGGGUUCUGUUCCGACUACGAGGGAGCAGUCUAUAUCAAGGUCCUUACUGUAGACGACAUCGCCCGGCGCCUCAACUACCCGCGAACGCGCACCGUCAUUCUCGAGGUCAACAAAAACCUCGUACUCGAUAAAGGGCUCCUCUUUGACGGCCGAUACUCGUGCACUGUACUCCGCUCCAACAACUUAACCGGAUCGGGUUACAAAAUCUCCUACUUCGGAUCGGAUCAGCCUGUAUUGCGGAUAUGGAACACCAGCAAUGUGCUUGUACUGGGACUGAGCUUCUCUCUAGGGGUCCGCACCUCGUCCCCUGAAUGCGUCGGCAUUCCCGAGAACGGCAUCGGGGUAAAUUGCCCUACAAUUCACGUGUACAGGAGUUACGGAAUUCAGAUCGCCAAGGGGACUGUUUUCGGGCGCAUCGACCUGUUUCGGAGCAUGUCGUCGCGAGUCGACUCCAUGCGCGUGACAGGCGUGCCCGUGUUCAACAAAUCGCCGGGCGUGAUCCGCGUCGCCAUGAGCGGGCAUGGGCCCACGCUGCAGAAGUCGUAUAUCGCGAUCACCAAUAACGAGGUCUACGGCGUGGACACACCAAUCGUGCUGUACCAGGGCGCCAUCGGCGUGAUAGUGCGCAACAACUACGUGCACGACUUCAUCUUCGCCGGCAUCCGCUGUGGCGCCGACGUGCACUACGCGGCGGACUGCGUGCUGAGCACCAUCUCGUAUAACAUUGUGGUGGCGGCGGGGACCAACAGGUCCGGGGACCAGGACGCGGCGGGGAUCUACUACUGCACGCACUGGUUCAGCCCAGCGAAUUAUGCGGAGUGCAACUAUGUGUUCAACGGCGACCACUGCUACUACCUGGACUACGUCACAUCGGGCGUCACAGUGAACGGUGGGGCGUGUGUGGGCACGUACGAUGGCAUCAAGGUCAACAACGGCAAGUGGAACUCAGUGGACAACAUAAUCAUCAAGGACGUCCCUGGCGUGCCGGGCUGGUGCACGUGCUUCACGCCCACCGUCAACCACUGCGGCAAGCGCCCGGGGACGUACUGGGAGGCCAUGCGCAAGCGGUACUACGACACCCCGCUCUUCCGCCAGCAGUGGCCCUGGUGGGACAGCGUCUGCCAGGACCGCUCCAUCCGCGGCAAGCUGUGUAAUAUCGGGCGGAGGGGGACAUUGCAAGGGAAGCAGACUGGGUAUUGUAGCGGGUUACCCACGGACAACUUUGUGCGGCUGAUUGUAGCGAACGGCACGCGGGACAUGGGGUACAAGUACUGCGAGGUGCUGCCGACGGUGGAGGAGGGGACGUUCAACAAGCACCAGCUCGUCAACCUCACGGAUAUCCCCUCUGCAGCGUUCUUCGAUUACGCGCAAAACGACUUUGGAGUGUACAAGCGCUCGUCACUGUUUAAGACCCUCCCGAAUUUCAAGAGCUGCCCUCGGUGGACCAUCGGGCCAAGGAGGGUGGAUGAGAACUUCUACCUGAUGAACUACAAUCACCCGGAGCCGCCGGCCUUUCAGCUGGUGGCUACCAUGGCGACGACACACAUCAUCGACCGUGCGCUGCAGGCCAGUUUGAAAUGACACCUCUGCUGUGCUGGCAGGGGGGGCCAUCUAGUGGGCUAUCUGGUUUGAAGCGACACCUGUUGAUGGGGGGGGGAACGGAGUUAGGGUUCAUCUGCUGGGUUGCUGAGUCCACUGGGUGGCUCAUACGGCGACCACGUGCUUCCUCAAGCUUCAGGCCUCAAGCUCCAAGAUUCUAACUUCGCAGCAAAAAGGAGUACGGGUAAUAACACCAGCCUAUACAUGAUGCUCCCUCUGAGCACACUGCUUUUCCGCUCAACGGGUGCCAAUCUUAUGGGCACCAACCAACUGCUCAUCCACGUGAUUCUCCUACACAUUGUCGGUUGUGAUAUUUAAACUGUUGUACCAUACAUACAGUAUGUGGCUUAAUAAAGUGUACCCUACUUG